Molecule: messenger RNA, 456 nt
Organism: Volvox carteri f. nagariensis
Lineage: Eukaryota; Viridiplantae; Chlorophyta; Chlorophyceae; Chlamydomonadales; Volvocaceae
Exons: 5
Coding region: 1-456 (151 amino acids)
Source: RefSeq, a predicted model, not a curated record
AUGGGUUCCCUCGUUCCAGGCUGGGACGCCGAUAUCGGCGUACCCAGAGACGAGGCAGCGGUGCAUCCUCUUGGUCGCAUCUCUGCACCACAAUCCGUAGCUAAGGGGAACACCAAGCAGGCCCUGGUUCAACGGUCUUCCACAUUGACGCACACCGGCUCACGUGGGGCCGCCGCUCCACACAAGUAUCAGUUUACGGACUGGUCGGAGGAGCUCACAUCUCUACGAAAGGGUGGUAGUCAUCUGGGCCGUAGCUCUCUGGGCGCACACGAGCAUGCACAUGAGACUGGCCGUGAGGAAGCAUCAGCCUGGUGGCGCGCCCUGGAGGUGGGUCAGCUGAACGAGCACCCGGAUGCGGUGCCGAGCUCGGCGACGCACGGCGUGCAGCACGCCACGUUUAUGCCGCAGUUCACACAGUCCAAACAGCUGGACUUUGGCGACUCUGGCUCCAAGUAA